AUAAAACGGCCAGAGCCAGAAGUUGAAUCGCAAGGUUUAUCAUAGCUAUCAGCAGAGUAAAGAGCACUCUCUGUAAUCUAAACAAUGGCGAUUUCUAGGAUUGCUAUCGGCAAUACAUCGGAGCUGGGCCAAGCCAAUGCUCUUAAGGCUGCCUUGGCUGAGUUCAUUUCAGUGCUCAUCUUUGUGUUCGCCGGGGAAGGCUCCGGCAUGGCUUUCAACAAGCUGACGGACAAUGGAUCGACGACGCCGGCGGGGCUCGUGUCAGCUUCGUUGGCUCAUGCCUUUGCAUUGUUUGUGGCGGUUUCAGUUGGCGCCAACAUUUCAGGAGGUCACGUGAAUCCCGCUGUUACGUUCGGCGCCUUCAUCGGGGGUCACAUCUCUCUCUUUAGAAGCAUUCUGUACUGGAUCGCCCAAUUGCUCGGCUCUGUUGUUGCUUGCUUACUCCUUAAAUUUUCCACCGGUGGACUGGAAACAUCCGCUUUCUCAUUAUCCGCGGGAGUGGGUGCAUGGAACGCGGUGGUGUUUGAGAUAGUGAUGACCUUCGGUCUGGUGUACACGGUGUAUGCGACGGCCUUAGACCCAAAGAAGGGUAAUGUUGGGAUAAUUGCUCCGAUCGCGAUUGGUUUCAUCGUCGGAGCUAACAUCUUGGCGGGUGGGGCCUUUGACGGAGCAUCCAUGAACCCAGCGGUCUCUUUCGGACCAGCCGUCGUGAGCUGGACGUGGGCCAACCACUGGGUUUACUGGCUAGGUCCCUUCCUGGGUGCAGCUAUUGCCGCCAUUGUCUAUGAGAUGUUAUUCAUGAGCCAAACUCAUCAACAGCUCCCCACCACGGAUUAUUAAGGGCAACAAAACGCCCCUCUACCCGACCCUGUUUAUGUUGAAAGUGGGGUUGCUUUCUUUAUUUGGCUUCUGUUGUUUAAGGCGCUACCUCUUGUUUGCAAUUUUUGUUUGAUUCCCUUCGUCUUUGUCAUUUGUAUUGUUCACUAAGAUUAUGCUAUUUUGUAUGCCUAUCUUCAAUUUUUAGCAUCUCAUGUCA
Neltuma alba is the source of this 1036-nucleotide messenger RNA. Its product is annotated as probable aquaporin TIP1-2. Gene Ontology annotation, biological process: transmembrane transport; water transport. Gene Ontology annotation, cellular component: membrane. Lineage: Eukaryota; Viridiplantae; Streptophyta; Magnoliopsida; Fabales; Fabaceae. The transcript has 3 exons. Gene Ontology annotation, molecular function: water channel activity. Bases 85 to 840 code for a protein of 251 amino acids. The record is from RefSeq and is a predicted model, not a curated record.